This is a messenger RNA of Eremothecium gossypii ATCC 10895, 873 nucleotides long. It is a transcript of the gene RRP7, whose product is annotated as Rrp7p. The record is from RefSeq and is marked provisional. The transcript has a single exon. Bases 1 to 873 code for a protein of 290 amino acids. Lineage: Eukaryota; Fungi; Ascomycota; Saccharomycetes; Saccharomycetales; Saccharomycetaceae. Gene Ontology annotation, biological process: ribosomal small subunit assembly; rRNA processing. Gene Ontology annotation, cellular component: CURI complex; UTP-C complex.
AUGAAAAAUGUUGAGGUUAUGAGGAGUGGGUUCUUAGUGAUCCCCUUUGACCUACCAAAAUGCACGGCGCUGGGCGAUGACACGGAUGUCAGACAUUACAUGUACGUGAAGAAGCAUCAGACGAAGGUGGAAUCGGAGGCUAAUUGCCUGUUUAUUGUCAAUUUACCUCUGUUGACACAGGUCGACUCUAUCAAGGAGAGCUUUGGCAGGAUUUGCGCGCAGUACGAGACUGUGGCGCAUGUGGCAGAGCUGCUACAUCACGACGAGUUCGGAUUGCACGAGGUGGAUUUGGGUGCGCUGACGUCCGAUUUCAGAGACACCGGGGAUGCGGAGGACAGAAGGUAUACACCGAGAAACAGUGCUCUGUUGAAGUUUGUGGACCAGGCAUCUCUGGAGAACUGCUGGGCUGCUCUGCGCAAAUACGCGCACAAACAAAAGGAAUUGGUGGAGUGGGCGUUCCAGUCUCCUUCGAUAGCGACCUUCCAGAGCUUCUAUAAGCCACUCGACCUUGAGUACUUGCGCAGCGACAUUCACGAGCAUAUGUUGUUAUUUGAGCAACGGGAACAACUUGCGCAGGAUGAGGUUCAAUCGAGUAUUGUGGACGAGGACGGGUUCACACUUGUAGUAGGGAAGAACACAAAAUCGUUAAACUCCAUAAGGCGUAGGAUUCUGAACCGCAAUCCACUUCUUAAGCAUACACGGAAGGAGAAGCCUCCCAGCAUGGUGGACAAGAAGGCCAAGCAGGACUUUUACAGAUUCCAGCUUAGAGAGCAGAAGAAGCAGGAAAUUAACGAGCUGCUAAGUAAAUUCAAGGAAGAUCAGGAGAGGAUCAAGGUCAUGAAAUCGAAGAGGAAGUUUAACCCUUACUCUUAA